UCCUCUCUCGCCUAUUAGUCGACGAUUUAACUAUUUCCGCGAUACAUGACUAGUUUCACGAGGUCGUGGAACAAAUGCACAUUAAAAACACGAAAAAUAUGAUCGAGAUCAAGUGAAACCGUAUUUUUAUUCGACCAGAACGAAUAUAUUAGUGUAAAGUCGUGUGUAGUUUAAAAUUAUCGAAUAGUGAAUUGUUUUUGCGAUGAUUUUAUAUAGUUUUACGCUUUUUUUGCUAGUCGCAACUGUUUCUAGUCAAGGGUAUUUUAACGUUAUUGGUCCAAGAAUCAUCAAACCAAACACAGAUUACCAUUGUGCCAUCAGCGUCCAAGCUACAUCUCAACCAACUUCUAUUACAGCAGUGCUCCAAGGAGCAUCUUACAACGGAACGCCAUUGUUCAGCCAAGACCAAGUGGUCAUACCACCGUAUAGCACCAGAAUAUGCGAACUGAAGGUUGGUAAUCUCGAAGACGGAGAAUAUGAACUGGAGAUUCGUGGUACCGGAGGAGCCGAUUUCGUUACCGGUUACCCGCUGCAGUUCCUCAAAAAAUCGUAUACAGUACUUGUCCAAACCGAUAGGCAAGUGUACAGACCUGGUAGUACCAUUCUCUUCAGAGCUAUUGUAUUAAACUCUCAACUAAAACCAGCUGCAGAGGUCAGGAAUGAACCAUUGCAUAUAUUGGUCUCCGAUGGUUCUGGCAAUGUAGUGAAGGACUGGAGGAGAAUUGAGGCUGUGAGGGGAGUCUUCACUGGCGAGGUGAACUUAGGACAACACCCCGUUUUAGGCAAGUGGAAUAUAUCAGUGGAAAUACACGGACAGACCUAUCACAAGUCCAUCGAAGUUGUUGAGUAUAUUUUGCCAAAGUUUAUGGUCAAUAUUGACUCCCAAAGACACGUUACCUUCAAGGGUAAUGUCAUUAGAGCAAAGAUUGAUACAAAAUACAACCAAGGGAAUAAGGUAAAAGGAGAAGCUACAGUAUCAGUUUACCCGACCAUAUACUCCGGAGUAAUCCAGCCCAUAUUCCAGAACCCUAUUCGAAAAGUUUUCCCAAUUGACGGUAGCGAAACUGUUGAAUUCGACAUAGAACGUGAUUUACAGCUCAACGAUGAAUAUGAGAGAAUAGUUAUUUUAGAUGUUGCUGUUGAAGAAAAGCUAACUGGAAGAAGGCAAAACAACAGUAUGGAGAUACAUAUUCAUAAAUAUGACUACCAUAUGGAUCUGAUCAAGUCGGCUGACUAUUUCAAACCGGGGCUGAAAUAUACAGCAUACGUCAAAGUAUCCAACCACGAUGGCACACCAAUAAAAAUCAAUCCUCAGGAAGUUAUUGUUAAACACGGAUAUUCCAGAGUAGAUGAAGUAUAUGAAGAAAACAGGUACACUUUAGAUAAUAAUGGUUUUUUGAAGCUGGAAUACCUGACUCCAGCUAAUGUUACAAAUGGAACUGCAUUGAGAAUAGAGGUUGAGUUCCGCGAUCUCAAAGAAAGAAGCACUCCCAUUCCAGCCGCAGUCUCCUUCAGUGGCAACUUCCUCCAAGCCACUCUAGAAACCGACCGCCCUAUCGUCAACCUGGACGUGGAUAUUUCGGUCAACAGCACCAAGCCAAUGCAGUACUUAAACUAUAUUCUGAUGGCGCGCGGAGAUGUGAUCAGUACGAAUAGUUUUCAAAUAGAGAACCGAAAGCAAUUCAAUUUUCACUUUACUGCCACUCAUGCCAUGGUUCCUGUUUGUCAUUUGAUCGUCUAUUAUGUAACUGAAAAUGGAGAAAUGAUUGGAGAUGCUUUGGAUAUCGAGAUCGAUGGUCUCCUACAGAAUUUUGUUGAUUUCCAACUCAAUACUUUUGAAAGCGAACCAAACCUUGAUGUAGAGUUUACUAUCACAGCUCAGCAGAAUUCUUAUAUAGGUUUAAUGGCUGUAGAUGAAAACGUAGCACGUCUGAAAGACGGUUAUGAUCUGUCAUUGGGAAGUAUCGCAGAGGAAUUAAAGAUGUACGAUGUGGCCCACGGAACACCGUAUCCUCAUUUCCGAAGUAACUCCAAGAUGAAGCUAUCGUGGUAUCCUGGAGCUAGCAAUUUACACAAUGCUAUAUUUGAAUCAGGUGCUGACAUUGCUACCAACACUAGAAUCAACAGAUAUAAACCAACAUUGGAAGAUAUUUACCUUCGUCCAGUUUUCUACGGUCCUUCAACAGUCAAACCAGACAGAGGCCUCGGUCUUCCUAUACAUGCAGCAACUAGACCACCGUUGGCGGGUCCUUAUGCCUUCAGCAGGAUACCCAGACCAGUGUGGAAUAGACCCAAAGUUUAUCUUGCGCAAGAUAUUGCUGAAACAUGGUUGUUUAAUAACUUUUCAACUUAUGAAGGAAAGGCUUCUAUUAGGAGGAAGUUACCGGAUACUUUGACCACUUGGUCAGUGACAGGUUUUUCGUUGGAUCCCUUGCAUGGACUGGGAUUAACUACUACAGAAAAGAAAAUCAAGGUUACCAAAUCCAUGGUGGUGAUGUUAGACUUGCCAUAUUCAGUCCAAAGGGGAGAAAUCUUAAGUAUUCCAGUCGUAGUUCAAAAUAAUGUCAACGAAGAUAUCACAGUUGAUGUCACAUUGCACAAUUCUGAACAUAAGUUUGAUUAUAUAGCUUCUACUGAAGAUAAUACUGUUAAAAGGGUGGAAUUAUAUCGCAGAAAAAGACUGCAAGUAGCGAAGAAUAGCGCAGCUGCAGUAUCGUUCAUAAUCGUGGCAAGCACUAGUGGUUUUAUACCGAUCAAAGUGACAGCCAGCAGUCCCAAAAAUCAAGACGUCGUCGAAAAACAAUUAUUAGUAGUACCUGGAGGAGAAACUGAAUAUUACACGAAAUCCGUUCUCAUCGAUGCCAGAACCAACCCCAACUUCAAGAAAUCGAUAAACUUCACUAUUCCGAAAAACGCUGUUGAGGGUUCAGAAAAAGUAGAAGUCUCUGCUGUGGGAACCUUCUUGGCUCCAGCUAUGAUCCAUCUGGACAACGUCAUUCGGUUGCCGACUGAUUGUGGAGAACAGAAUUUGGUUCAUUUAAUGUCGAACUUAGUAAUUUUGCAAUACUUAAGGGUGAGCAACCAGCUUACUCCAACUAUCCAAAAUGAGGCUGUUAAAAAUUUGGAAACAAGCUAUCAACAGCAGCUUACAUUCAAGAGAAAAGAUGGAUCGUUUUCGCCUUUUGAGUGGAGGGAUUCAAAAGGAAGUGUUUGGGUCACAGCUUACACUGUUUUAGCGUUGAGCCAAGCCAAAAACUUCAUUUUUAUUGACGAAAGAGUUAUAGAAAACUCCACAAAUUGGUUAACUGAUGUCCAAGGCAAGAAUGGUAGUUUUUAUGAAACAGGCAACAUCAUCCAUACCGAAUUACAGAACAAUUCUGGAAACAGUUUAGCUUUGACUGCUUUCGUGGUUAUGGCACUGCGUGAAAGUUCUCUGCGAAAUGAUCCAACAAUUGUGAACGUCAUCAACAAAGGUUUAGACUACCUGGCAAGAAAUAUAGAUGAAUCUGAAUCAAUCUACACUAUUGCUCUGUGCAGCUACGUGCUGCAGAUCACAGGACAUACAUCCCGACAAAGUGCUUUCAAUCUAUUGGACUCCAAAGCACAAACCAAAGAAAACCUAAAAUGGUGGGCGAACCCAUAUCCUAAAAGCGAAGACAAGAACCCUUGGAGGAAAUUACCCAGGUCUAUCGACAUAGAGACCACUUCCUAUGCCCUUAUGACCCUUAUAGAGGCAAAUCUACUAGAAGACUCUGUGCCUGUUCUGGAGUGGCUACUCAGUCAACAGAACAAUCUUGGGGGAUUCACAUCGUCACACGAUACUGUGGUAGGACUGCAAGCUUUGUAUAAAAUAGUAAGCAGGAUAGCGAGUCCUACGAACAUCCAAAUAGAGUUUCAGUAUGGAAAAGAUGGUACGGGAAAAUUUAGCCUCAAUAGGAACAAUUUAAUGAUUCAGCAAAGUACAGAGAUUGAAAAAUCUACACGAGAAGUUAAUGUGACAGCUCAAGGCACAGGUAUGGGUAUGUUCAAAGUAGCAUAUCAGUACAAUACCAACGUGACAGGACCUUGGCCUAUGUUUACUUUAGACCCUCAAGUGGACAAGAACUCCAACAAUUAUCACCUACAGGUUUCCAUAUGCAUAGCAUUUGUGGGCCACAACCUAUCGAACAGUAACGAAAGCAAUAUGGCUGUCAUGGAAGUGACACUACCUUCUGGAUUUACAGCAGACAUUGAUGCCUUACCUAGUUUGGAACUCUCUGAAAACGUCCAAAGAGUGGAAACCAGAAACAAAAUGACGAAAGUGUUGUUGUAUUUUAAUAAUAUCACUAAUAUUGAGUACUGUCCCACCAUAUCAGCCUACAGAACGCACAAAACAGCUAAGCAGAAGCCUGUUCCUGUGGUUUUGUAUGACUACUAUGACAGCUCAAGAAGAGCCCGUGUCUUUUAUCGAGGCCCCAGAACUCAUCUAUGCGACUUAUGCGAAGAAGAGGACUGCGAAAGUGUCUGCAAAGCUGAAGCCAACGCCAGGGAGUCUCGAGAGAGGAGAAUAGGAGGAUCAGAUGAUGGUGGAGGUGCAGAAACUAGUCACAUGCAUAUAAUAUGUGCGAUACUCGUGCCUCUGGUGAUGAUAGCAAUGAAUUGGAGUUAACCAUACGCUAUUUUAAUGAUUAUUACUUACAGCUUGUUCCUAUUAACAAUCAAUACUAGAAGUUAUCGUUGAAACAUGUAUUUAGUAUAUUGAACAAACAAGUUUUUAAUUCUA
Molecule: messenger RNA, 4762 nt
Organism: Diabrotica virgifera virgifera (western corn rootworm)
Lineage: Eukaryota; Metazoa; Arthropoda; Insecta; Coleoptera; Chrysomelidae
Product: thioester-containing protein 1 allele R1
Exons: 19
Coding region: 203-4648 (1481 amino acids)
Cellular component (GO): extracellular region
Molecular function (GO): endopeptidase inhibitor activity
Source: RefSeq, a predicted model, not a curated record